UACAAACUUCUUUAUGGCCGCCCUCCCUCUUGUUGCUGCCGCUGUGCCCGUGGCCAUGUAUGUGAGCGCCAAGCUGUCGCUUCCCCAAGAUGCUAAAAUGCUCAAGAGUGCAAUAGGGAUGCAACGAGCAUUUGCCACCCUUGAGAAGCAAGGGAAAAUCAACUUGAGCUAUCGCUUUGAAGAGAGCUAUCGCAAGUAUCCGAACCGCGAAGCCUUGGUGUUUGAAGGCAAAUCCUACUCAUUUCGUGAUGUCCAUCUUGUUGGCAACUGGUUGCUAUCCAAAGGCGUAAAGCGUGGGGACAUUGUAUCACUUAUGAUGAACAACAAACCUGAGUUCCUCUUUUGCUGGCUCGGUAUCAUGAAGAUUGGUGCAUGUGGUGCGUUCAUCAACACCAAUCUUUCGGGCAAGCCCCUCACUCACUCACUCCGCACCGCCACGUCCUCAAUGCUCAUCUUGGAUACAGAGUUGACAGCGCCUGUUGCUGAAUCACUAGACGAAAUUCUACAAAUGGGCUUUACGAUCUAUACUUGUGGUGAGAUGGGACACGUUGAUUUCGCGAUGCCAAUUGACCUUACCUCGGUCUCCGAUGCGGAUACACCUAAACAUCUUCCUCAUAAGAUGAAGGCCGAUGAUAUUGCAAUGCUCAUUUAUACUUCGGGAACUACGGGCCUACCCAAGGCUGGACGGUUCUCACAUGCCCGCGCUGAUAUGGGGGCAUUAUUCUUUGAAAGGUUCGGCAAUUUUACCGACAAAGAUCGUUUCUAUGUUUGUAUGCCCCUGUAUCAUAGUUCAGCGGCGGUUCUAGGAGUGGGCGUCACCUGGUCGGUCGGUGGAACUAUAAUUCUGGCCCGAAAAUUCUCAGCAACUAGAUUCUGGGAUGAUUGCCGUGCCAACAAUGUUACUGUAAUCCAGUAUAUCGGAGAGAUUUGUAGAUACUUGGUAAAUUUGCCAGAGUCUCCAUUAGACAAAAUGCAUUCGGUCCGGCUGGCACAUGGUAACGGCAUGCGCCCUGAUGUUUGGAACCGGUUUAGGGAACGCUACGGUAUCCCUGUGAUCUUUGAGUGGUAUGCUUCGACCGAGGGCACAGGAGCAUUGAAUAACUACAAUACUGGGCCUAAUGGAGUAGGUGCGGUUGGAUUCCAUGGCCCUCUUGCUAGUCUACUUCUUCCUGGCUUAAAGAUUGCCAAGUUUGACAUCGAGACAGAGGAAUUGGUUCGGGACAAGAACGGACGUUGUAUUGAAUGCCGACCUGGUGAACCAGGAGAAUUAUUAUGCGUAAUAGAUGCAAGCAGUCCUAUCAAGGACUUUCGUGGUUAUCAUAAUAACAAGGAUGCAACUAACAAGAAGAUUGCUAAAGACGUUUUUAAAUCUGGGGAUGUCUACUUCCGCACGGGUGAUAUCCUGAGUCGCGAUGCUGACGGCUACUAUUAUUUUGGUGACCGCGUGGGUGACACGUUCCGCUGGAAAUCUGAGAAUGUCUCGACGGCUGAGGUGUCUGAAGUACUUUCAGCGCACCCAGAUUGUCUCGAAGUCAACGUCUAUGGCGUCCAAGUUCCUGGCUACGAUGGUCGCGCCGGCAUGGCAGCGAUUGUUGCUAAGGAGACGAUGGACUGGGACAAGUUUGCAGAACAUGCAUUGAAAAACUUACCACGGUACUCUGUUCCUAUUUUCAUCCGAAAAAAAUCUCAGAUGGAAAUCACAGGAACAUUUAAGCAACGCAAAGUGGAGUUGGUCAAUGAGGGUAUCAACCCCAGUAUAAUCAAGGACGAGAUGCUGUGGCUGGAUGGUCACCACUACAGACCUUUCAGAAAUGAAGAAUAUCAGCGUAUUGCCGGUGGCAGGGCCAAACUGUGAAU
Messenger RNA from Lobosporangium transversale, 1857 nucleotides. Its product is annotated as putative FAT1-long-chain fatty acid transporter. The coding region runs from base 14 to 1855 and encodes 613 amino acids. Lineage: Eukaryota; Fungi; Mortierellomycota; Mortierellomycetes; Mortierellales; Mortierellaceae. Gene Ontology annotation, molecular function: long-chain fatty acid-CoA ligase activity; long-chain fatty acid transmembrane transporter activity. The record is from RefSeq and is a predicted model, not a curated record. The transcript is spliced from 5 exons.